Messenger RNA from Xylaria bambusicola, 2775 nucleotides. Its product is annotated as nuclease. NCBI's taxonomy places the organism in Eukaryota, Fungi, Ascomycota, Sordariomycetes, Xylariales, Xylariaceae. The record is from RefSeq and is a predicted model, not a curated record. Bases 148 to 2532 code for a protein of 794 amino acids. The transcript has a single exon.
UCAGAUUGCUAAGAGGUCGAUUACCAUUCGCUAAGACUAUGCAAGUUAUACUUUCUCCUCUGAAACUCUCCCACUUUGACACUUGACCCGAUUAACAGUCGUCAUUGACAUUAUCGUCAUCCCUUCCAUUGUAGCUUCUUCGGUAGUAUGCUGACCAGCUCUCAAGCAAUUUGUACCAUGUCUAAGUUUGCUGACCUGCGAAUCGCUUCUGCCCGGGCGUAUUACAACAACAACAAGCCGUAUGGAGAAGCGGAAACCAUCACUCUGUACAUCUACAAUGCCGGUCCUGAUCGAGCGGCAGCUCCUGUAGUGAGGGCUGGUUAUACCUACUCCAUGGACUACAAUAAUGUCACUACUAGCCUUCGUUCGGUGAAAGAGUGGGGUCAGCCAUCUCAAGAUAUCCGAUCUGGAUCUCUUAUUUGGACUGACCUACCCCAUCCAACAAGUCACUAUGAAGGGUGGGACAUGGUGACCACUCUUCCUGAUAUCGAGGCUGGUCGACUCAUGGAACUCAAAUUGUCGUUCCCUAUGCUACACGAGACAUCCCACGCUGAUUACACACUGAACGCGUCAGUCUCAUCGUCGACCAUAGAUCCACGCACGAAGAACAAUUCGACAACAUAUAUCAUCACUCCUAACCAUAAUGGAGAUGACGAAAAAUAUUGGAAGACCCCAGGUGAUCUCGCCAAUCUGGACUUUGAUGGUCUCACCUCCGUUGUGCCAUUAUCACAGGCUGAUCUACGGAUUGCUUCUGCCUAUGCCCACUACAAUAAUAACCUGCCAUAUGGGCAGAGCGAGACAUUGACGUUCUUUGUCUUCAAUCAUGGGCCGACGAUUGCUACUAAGCCUCUUGUGACAGCAGGUUACGGGUCAUCGAUGGACUGGACCAACAUUUCCUGCAGCGGUGAACAGCUAUGGGUACCUGAUGGAAUCGAUCCUUCCUUGAACAUUGACAGCAGCGAAUGGCAGCCUCUUGAUGGCGUUAGCUGCCAUUAUGAGGGUUGGAAUGUAAUCUGCAGUCUUCCCAACAUUCCGCCUACCGUGUUGUAUCGUGUCAAAAUCACCUUCCCUAUGACUCAUAAAACUUCAUCCGAGGACGUUUACGCCACUGCCAGGAUAUCAUCAGACGCUGCAGAGGUCAAUCCAGACAAUAAAUCCACCAGCUAUGUGAUCACCCCCAACCACAAUGAUGACGACGAUGAGUACUGGCAGGCCAAAGGGACCAUCGAGCAGCUGAAUGGCCCCUCUGAGCCUUCUGGGGCCCGAGCAUGUUCGACGGGGUGGCUACUGGAUACCCCGAUUAUCUUGGACGGCGGCGAUGGCAUUGAAGAAAUUGCUCUAAGGGACCUAGAGACGGUGAUCUCUAAUCCCGAUAGUAAGAACGAACUCAUAAUGAGCCUCAAUCUUCGAAAUGACUAUUUUAAGUCCAAGGCUGCCACUAAAGUCGGAUAUAAGACUUCUACAGAUGUCAUCGUCUUGUCAUUCUCAGCAGAUGGCAAGAAUGAACUAUCCUUCAAAGCCCAUCCGGAUACAUUGCUGUAUCUAAUCCCUUCUGAGGUCAAGGUUGGGGAAACGAAGCUGCGUCUCGGAUACUGGAUGCCGGUGCAAACGCUUUGGGUUGGUGCGGUUGUCAAAGGGAUGAGUCCUGGUGGGGGUUCCACAGUGGCCUACAUAACAAACAUAAAGAAGGUCAGAGGUACAGGGUUCCGAAGUGCUGAGAAUGCUGAGAGUGCUGAGAGUGCUGAGCCUCAGAUGGUCAGCAAAAGUCAUAGUUACGUGGUUGGUAGAACGGAUUUUGGAGGGGUACUAACUCACAACCCAAAGACGGGCGAGCACUGCGGCAACCCCAACGUCCCGGCCAUUCUGCAGUAUCUUGUUUUUAUAGCGUUCGGCUUAAUAGCAACCCUAAUACCGCCGCCUAACCUCCUAGAUCCUCCACAUGGAUACUCCUUACGUCACCGACGGCCCUCAGACCCGCGACCGCCGCCUCAACCUGCCCCACCGGUCCUUCCUCUGGGCGUGCCGCGACGUGAUGGGUACGGAAACUGGUUGAUCUACCUAUAUGAGGAAGACACUCCAGGUGCAGUGGAAAAUGCCCGCUAUGCUGUUGAACAGGUAGGGCUCCCUUGGCAACUCACCUAUGACCCAGCUGGCGCACCAGCGAGACGAUCACAGUCCACCGGCCGACACCCGAGCCAGAGGGAGCUUCUUCAACUGGCAACUGAGGAGCUGGGAGGGGCCACAGGAACAACAGGCCAACUGGAUCGUGACGAAUAUCCACCUGCUAUUGCACUAGAAGGUGGAUCAGGGGCAAUCGUCACCUACAUCGAAGCUGGAGACAACCGCAGAGCCGGCAGCUUGAUGGGACAGCAGUUUGCCAACUACCGGAUGGUGCCCCAACCCGAUAAUCAUUCGCCACUCCAGCCCGGGGAUACAUUCCGGUACGUUAUUAUCCAUGCGAACAUGGCCGGCCUUGAUUACCUAGGAGACGGGACAGAUGAGUCACAGAUUGAAGAACCGCCUAUAGAUUAGGUGGCUACGCAUCGUCCAGGUAAGCUUUGAAAAUUGUAGGACGCUGUUUUCAUGAUCUAACUCCAUGAUGGCCGGUAGGUAUGGAAGAAGUUAUGUUGAGGAUGGAUACUGGCUAUGCGUUUCUUCGUGUACAGCCAUAAAGACUACAUGCUUGAAAUACACUUUCGUUUGUUUUCUUGACUAUGACCAGACUGUGCCGUUAUCAAAGCCUAUUACUGUAGUUCAGAGUACACAAUAAUAGCA